AUGAGUUAUCCCAUGGAUCACUUUGUUUAAUUGCUAUACUUUGAUAACUUAGAGCAUUUGGAAAGUGGGUCUAAUACCACAAGAUCCAAAGUCAAAGAAGUUAAAGUCUGUGAUGAAAUCAUUUUCUAAUCACUUGUCAAGGUGUCCUUAAUCAGAAUUGUCAAACCAGGUUAUAAUGUACAUUAAAGUCUCAAAAAAUUAAUUACUAUUACUCAAAGUGAAGAGCCUAUUAGAAAUUUAGAGAUUUUUGCUAAAUCUUAUUAGAUUAACAAACCUUCAUCUAGAUAUUAACUUUUGUUUGGAAGUCCAGAAAUCUCAUCAAACAAUUGCGAUAUACUUAUCACACUCGAUUAACCAGUAUUAUUUUAUUUAUUUACAUAGUAUAUCACUGAUUUUAUAGUCUUUAGAGGAUAAUAUAAACGACUUACAAUCUGCAUGUAUGGUGAAAUUAUGUCAGGACAUUCUAUUCAAUGUUACAAUCCUUCUUAUGGUAAGAAUAUUGGAUUACAAGAGUUAAAUGAUGUUAUUGAUACAAGAAUUUAAAGAGUACGCACUAUUACUUAAACUUUUGAUAACAAAAUCUAUUAACAAAUCAUUAAAUAAAGAAAUGAAGUCUUAGAUCAUAUUUACAAUCAAGAAAAUUAUCAUUUAUGUGUAGAUAACAUAUAACCAUAAUUAUUGCUUGAAGAUAAACAAUUUAAUUAAUAAGAAUCAUAAAAAUAAAUUGAAAUACUUGCUAAAGAAUUAAAAUCCAUUGAUUAAGACUAUGAUUUUGUAGAUAAAUAGUUGGUAUCAUUAUAUCAUGAAAAAUUGGAAUAAUUGCAUAGAGUUUUAACAAAACAUUUAAAACAUUCAAAAGCAGAUAUUCAUUCAGCUGCUCAUUUUAAUGAUGUUGAUCGUAUUUAUAAACUAUUACCAACAACACUAGUGGAUUCAGUAAUUUUUGCAAUAAAAGCAUCAUAUUCAUCUGCCAUAAGAGCAUUUCCAAUAAUAAUAUAAUUAUUGAGUUCAAAAUAUCAUGCAUUAUUAUUUUUAGAUAAGGGAGGUUUAAAUAAAUUACUAGAAUUUUUGAUAGAGAAACAAUAAUCUCCUAGUUACUUUAAAUUAAAGGUGAUCGAGACUUUAUAUAAUUGUAUGAAUCAUGUAGAAUUUUGUAAUGAGUUAAUAACUCGAAAUGUAGAGAUAAAGACUUAAGAUUCUGAGAAAUCUCCAAAGAAGAAAAAGAAGGUAAAGAAGGAUAAAGAAAAGAAGAAGAAAGAGAAUAAGGAAGGAAAGAAGAAGAAGAAUAAGAAGAAAAGUAGAAGUAGAAGUAGGAGUAAGAGUAAGUCAAUUACAUAGGAGUAAUAAUAAUUUACAACAGAGUAAGUUAAUAAUUUUAAUGGAUUUUAAUUGUUGGCAUAUACAGCUUCAAAAAGUGAAGAUGAGAAAAUAGUUUAGGCAUGUCAUGUAGCAUUAAAUAGAUUAUAAAUAUAUGUAAGAUUCAGAAAGUUAAAGAAUAUGAUAGAUUUGGUUUAUUAAGGUAAAUUGGGUUUUAAUGAAGAUGGGACAAUGGAAUUUUUAUUGAAUAAUUUACCUUAUUAAUGGGAAUUUGAGAAUCUUGUUGGAUUGGAUUUAUUUUUAUUUGCAGUUCAGAAAGACUUUUAUUGUGAUAAAUAAAGAGAAUUGAUGUAUUGUUUAUUUGAUGCAGAGAAGACAAAGACAGCUAAUUUUAAAUUAGUAAAAGAGAUAUUAUAAAUGAAAGAUUUAUGUAUUACAUAUGCAAAUGCCAUGUGGUUUAAGUAGAUGUAAUUUAUGAAAUAUAUUGCUGCUAUGAUGGUACUCAAUUAGAAUUAUAGUUAAUGUUGUUAAUUGAUUUAUCGAAUAUUAUAAAUAAAGGGUGGUAUUGUAGUUAUUUGUCAAGAGACUACAGCUUUAAAGUUGAUAAUUAGAGUAUUAACAAAAAACAAUGAUAUAUAAUUAUUAAAUUUAAUAAAAUCAUCAUUAGUUUUAAUAAAUUUAAUGGAUUAAAUUUACAUUAAACUAUUAGGUUCUGAUUAUGAUUAUGAAUUGAUAUAAUUGUUAGGUUAAUUGUAAUAAUAUACUGAAGAAUAAGAUGAAAUGACAUAGAAUUGUGCAGCUGUAACACAUCUAAUGAAUAAUGAAUUUUUUAGUGAAGCCUUAUUAUAUAUAAUGUCAGUAACUAAAUUAGAUGAUAUAAUUGAACAUGAAGUGGAAAUCACUAUUAUGUCUCAUAUCUUUAUUAAUAGUAAAUUUACAAAAUAAUCAUAGUUCUAAGAUAUAAUGAUACACAUAAAGGAUUAUUUUUAGCAGAUCGUCUUAUUGCUCCAAAUGCUCGUUUUAUCAAAUAUGCAAAUGCAGAAAAGACUACAUUUAAUUCUGAUUUCCGUUUAUCUUAAAUUCUAUUAGCAGGAGUUUUAGAACCAUAUGAAUUAUUUUUAGCUAAAGAUACGACUAAAGCUAUUAGAGAAUCUUUUCAUACUAAAUUAAAAUUUGUAGCUAUAAAUCAAGAUCCUGAUAAGAAUAAAUUAAAAGAAUAUUUUGGAGUUGGAGAACAUAAGAAAGGAAUUCAUGAAGAAUUAAAAUAAGAAUUUCGUUUAUUAGGAACUUUUGAUUAACCUUAUUAGAGUUUAUAAUUUUUAGAUGGAGCUAUUAAAAUAUUUAAAUGGUUAUGUGAUUGUAAUAAGUUUUAUUUCAUUCCGUUCUUUGAACAUGAAGUUAUUGCAGGAGUAGAAUGUUUUGCUGGCAAAUUAAUUAAUUUAUUUUCGGCUAUGACUACUAAAAAUAUAUAAACUGAAUAUAUGUUAAUUAAGUUACCAAACUAAUAAUAGAUAUUAAGACAUUAUUUUGAUCUUACUUAUAAUACUAUAGAAUUAAUCUAAGAAAGAUUAAAAUUUAGAGUUCAAUUAGGUUGUGAGAGUUCUUUCCAUUCCAAUGAUCUAUGUAAAAUCCUUAUUGAUUUAUGGGUGUCUCUCUAAAAGGUUCAACCAAAUGGAUUGAGAGAAUGUAGAUAGAAAGUUGAAAAUUUAUUAGGUAUUCUCAGAAAUUGCUUUAAUUAUGUUAUUACACUUAAUUCAUUCUAAGAUGAUGAUAAUGAAUAGUUGAAAGUUCAUGCGUAAUAAGGUAAUUAAGAAAUCUAGACUCUAUUUUAAUCUUUGUAUUUAUCUGCCUUUAGAAAUUAAGAAGAAUAAAAAUAUAUUCUAAAUCUCAUGUAAUACUUAAUUAAAGACAAUUAAAAUAAACCUUAAUUCAGUAAUAAUCUAUUCAAUGUAUUGUUUAAAGCUAUGCGUAAAAAUGAUGAUGAAUUUGAAAAUUAUACCAAAAAUGGAGAUCUUGGAUUUCUAAUUGAUACUAUGGGUGAACAAAAAUGUUUAUAAAAUUUAAUGUAAUCUUCCCUAAGAACAUUUGAUUAGAACUUACAAAAUGAAAUGUUUAAAGUUUUAAGAAAUCUAUUAGAAUUAUACGAUCAUAACAUUUCAUAACAGUUGUUUAAAAUUAUAGAAGAUUAACUUAAGAAUUAUUCAAAUAAAAUCAAAGCUUUAGCUAAAAAAGAAGAUCAAUAACUUUAUUUAAAAUAUAGAUAAGAUUGGGUACUUUUAGGAUUGUUUUUAACAUAAGCUAUAGAUAUUUGUUUAUGCAAUUGUGGCUUUAUGUACAUUUUCAACUAUGAACAUUUAAAUGAAGACAUGAUAAAAAUUUAUAAAUUAAUUGAUUCAGAAAAUGAUUACUGUGAUUCAUAACCCACUGAAAAAUCAUAUAAAUUACUUAUUGCAACCUUACGUAAUCAAAUUCUACAAAUUUUCAAGAAAGCAGUUGAUCAUGAAUGUGGAGUCAGUCAAUUUUUAUAAUCUGAAUCUUAAUCUUAUUAAUAUUUGAUAGAAGACAUUCCUCAUAUCACUUAUUUAUAAGAUUUAUUGAAGAGUUUGGCUAAGAAUUUAGUUAAGAAUAUUGAAUAUUAAGAGGAUUCGAAAGAGUACUAUCAUCUAAAUUUGAUAUCAACAAAAUUAAUUAUAGAAAUUUUAGAAUGUACUUCAAAGAAUAUUGUAGGCUAAAAUAUUCUUUUAUAUUCAGAUUAUACUUAAACUCCAUAUAAAGCUAAACCUAUAUUUUAAUUAUAUAGUUUUGUUGAUUUAAUUCAACAUUCUCUUCUUAAUUACAAUAAUUUACCAUUCCAAUAAGUCUACACAUAAAUUAUUGAAUAAUUCAUAAGUUUGUUAUUCAGAUUAUUUGUAUCAAUACCUAAUAAUAUGAUUCAUCCUGGAGAUGUGAGAAAAAGAGCUAUAUAGACUCUGAUGUUUAAUAAACAAGAGAACAUAGUAGAUUUUAUUACAAAUUUAUCUAAUCAAUUGAGUAAUCUCUCUUAUUUUAAUAAACAUGCUAAAUUGCUUUAAUUUUUAUUGAAAUAGAUUGAAUCAAAUAAUAAAGAAAUAAAGGAUCAAAAUGUAACAUUACCUAGUGAACCUCGUUCACAUUAUGUUGUUUUUUAAUUAAUAUAAGAAAAGAUUUAAUAAUAACAAUCUAAAGUAAAGCAACAAUAAAUAUUGAGUUCCUUUUUUAAAUAGACAGUUUUAGAAGGUGAUAAGAUGUUGAAAUAUCAAUCAUUAACAGUAAGUGAAGUAACACCAUGGAAAUUAGCAUUUAAAGAAUUAAAAAAAGUACAACCUACAUAAUAAAAUAAUAUUGCCUUUCCUGAAGUUCUUUAUAGAGACAAGAUUUUUAAAUUAGUUCCUUUAGAGAUACCAACCUAUCCUAAAACAAUAAUAAAUGAUAUAAUGUCAUUGUAUAUUAGACAACCAAUAAUUUCCAAAGAUAGAGUAGGUUUUGCUAAGAUAUCAACUGUUUAACCUACAUUAGAACCUAUAAGACCAUCUAUACCUAUUCCUAUAAGAACAACUACUGUUGAUGCUCCACCUCCACUUUAUAAACCAGAAAUGAUGUUUCCAUUACAAUAACCAAAUGUGCAACCUCAUUAAAAUCCAAUAAAUAGUACUCCAGUCAUUCCUAUUAGACCACAAAAUGCCUCUAGUAAUUAUAAUUUAGUAAUUCAUAUAUUUAUAUCUCUUAGUUGGACUCAAUAGCUCCCCCUGUCACUUUCCAUUAACUUGAAGAUCCAAGACUUUCAAGAAGAUAAGAUUAUAAUCUUCACUCUAUGCAAACAAUUCAAUAAUAAUAAACAGGAAUUUAAUAAUAAUAAUAAUAAUUGUAACAAUAACAAGCUAUGCAAUAACCUAUACACUAACCUUAUCAAAUUCCUUAAAUAUCUAUGUUUAUGGUAUUCUAUAUUUUAUAUCCUAGCCUUCAAUGCCUAAUUAAAUGAAUACCUAAUUGCCCACUUAAAUGAGCACUUAAUUACCAAAUCAAAUGAAUAACUAAAUACCCACUUAAAUGAGUACUUAGUUGCCAAAUUAAAUGGGUACCUAAUUAACUAAUUAAAUGAGUACCUAAUUACCCAGUUAAAUGAUGUAACAACCAUAACCUUCUUAAGUUUCUCAAUAAUAACCAAUUCUUCAAUAAACAAUGAUGCAUAUGCAUCCUUAACAUACUAUCUAGUAAGUUCCUAUUUAAUAAUAAUAACAAUAACAAUAAUAAUAAUAAUAAUAAUAAUAAUAAUAAUAACCAUAAUAAUAACCUAAUGAAUUGGCUGAAUUGAUUGCCAUGAUGAAUGAACAGGAGAAGGCUAUUCUAAGAGAAUUUUUAACUUCAAGAGAUCCCAGAAAAUUGGAGCAACUGGAGUAGAAAAGAUUAGAAUAUCCAAGGAUUGAUCAAUUUUUAAUGGCCCUAUAAUAAUAAUAAAGAAGGAGAGGCUAAUGA
This is a messenger RNA of Paramecium sonneborni, 5808 nucleotides long. The record is from the annotation of a GenBank genome assembly. Lineage: Eukaryota; Ciliophora; Oligohymenophorea; Peniculida; Parameciidae.